This is a messenger RNA of Neodiprion fabricii, 5236 nucleotides long. RefSeq names its product protein single-minded (gene sim). The coding region runs from base 1045 to 3231 and encodes 728 amino acids. Gene Ontology annotation, biological process: regulation of transcription by RNA polymerase II. Gene Ontology annotation, molecular function: protein dimerization activity; DNA-binding transcription factor activity, RNA polymerase II-specific; RNA polymerase II transcription regulatory region sequence-specific DNA binding. Gene Ontology annotation, cellular component: nucleus; cytoplasm; transcription regulator complex. The transcript is spliced from 9 exons. Lineage: Eukaryota; Metazoa; Arthropoda; Insecta; Hymenoptera; Diprionidae. The record is from RefSeq and is a predicted model, not a curated record.
CGGAAUCUCUCCGGUGAAAAUACUACCAACGUUUAGGCAUUGUUUUAAAAUGGUAGAAAACGGGACACGUGCGCCUAUUGCGUUAUUUUAGAUAAAUGAAUCGUAUAAUCGAACGGCAUUGUCGUCAACGCCGAGUCGAGGGGAGUAAUAUUACGUAGUAAGAUUUUUGAGGGUUGUAAGAGGGAAGCUGCGGGGCGGGAUUUUUGAAACUGAAUUUCAAAACAUCGACAUAUCACGCUCGCGGGUUUUAAAAACCAUUUUUUUUUUUUUUAUUUAACCAACAUUACUCGAGUGCUACGAGUGCGAAACACCGGGAAUUGUUACAGGUGAACGUAAAAUGUAUCGAACCCAUUGGGGUGAUCGCGGCCAUAACAACAACGGGCAUCAGUCGAGGGUAAACGAGAAUCGAAAGCAGCGGCGGUCGGUUUUUAAAAUUUGAGAGGAAUCUCGGCGAGAUUUUUUAAAUCAAAUAAUACCGGGAACCCAGUUCCAAUUGUUAAACCUGAUUAAAUGCAAACUGUUAUGGAAACUCACCUUGAAUAUCACGACGGUAUUUAAUCAACGCACUCGAAUUAAAACAGUUCCGUGAUACGAGGUCGUUUCUACGUAAUGUAUGAUUAUAUUAAUGAAAACCGAACAAGUGUGUCGAUGGAAAAUGUUGGCAAAAAGUGCAGUUUAUAAUUCUAACUUUGCGUUAAUACCAUAAAGAAACGUUUAUUAUAACAUAUUUAUACAUGCAACAAGAGGAAUUGGAUCUCCAAGAAAAGGUUCUACCCUACAUUGGAUCUCAUAGCCCAUCACCCGACGUGCUGACACAACAAUUACAGAUCACUUCACAGCGAAGGUGGCGCUAAUCAUUCGAGUGAUAUUUUGGAGCUUCAGAACGCGAGUAAAAUUCUUGAGAACAACAACGAGACGAGUAAUAAAAACAACAACGGCUCGAGUAACAACUACGAGAAGAAGAGCAGCAGCUACGUAACUGGGACGAACGACGGUUGUUCGUUAAACGUAGCCAGCCUCGCAUCCGGUCCCCAAGAAGUUGUGAUGAAGGAAAAAAGCAAAAACGCGGCGCGGUCUCGUCGCGAGAAGGAAAACCAGGAAUUCUUUGAACUCGCAAAGCUCCUUCCACUCCCCGCCGCCAUCACCUCUCAACUCGACAAGGCCAGCAUCAUCAGGCUGACGACGAGCUACCUCAAAAUGAGGCACGUCUUUCCUGAUGGUCUCGGAGACGCUUGGGGCGCGGUUCCACCAGCAACGAAUCCGCGGGAGGCUGCAAUCAAGGAACUGGGCUCACAUUUGUUGCAAACACUGGACGGAUUCAUAUUUGUCGUUGCACCUGACGGGAAAAUCAUGUACAUCAGCGAGACUGCUAGUGUGCACUUAGGAUUAUCCCAGGUCGUGGAACUGACCGGCAACAGUAUCUACGAGUAUAUUUUCCCUGCGGAUCACCAAGAAAUGGAAGCUGUCCUAAGUCUGACCCACCUGGCAACAUCUCCGAACGGACUGAGCAAUCUUCCACCGCCGAAUCCACGAGGUGACAUCGAACUGGAACGGGCGUUUUUCAUCAGGAUGAAGUGUGUCCUUGCGAAAAGGAACGCCGGUCUCACAACGCACGGUUUCAAGGUGAUCCACUGUUCCGGUUACUUAAAGGUGAAGCAGUUCAGCUUGAGCGGAGGUGGCGGAACGGAGUACGAAGAAGCCGGUAUUCAAAACGUGGGUUUGGUGGCCGUGGGUCACUCUCUGCCCCCGAGUUCGGUGACGGAAAUAAAGCUCCAUCACAACAUGUUCAUGUUUCGCGCCUCCCUCGACCUGAGGUUAAUUUUCCUUGACGCAAGGGUCGCUCAGUUGACCGGCUACGAGCCUCAGGAUUUAAUCGAGAAAACUCUCUACCAGUAUAUCCACGGAUGUGACGUCAUGCAGAUGAGAUAUUCUCAUCAAAUACUUUUGUACAGAGGCCAAGUAACGACGAAGUACUACAGAUUCUUGACACGAUCCGGUGGUUGGGUUUGGAUGCAAAGUUACGUUACCAUCGUUCACAAUUCAAGAAGUUCAAGGCCGCACUGUAUAGUCUCGGUAAACUACGUCCUCUCGGAGCAGGAGGCUUCGGAUCUGGUCCUAAACUCGGAGCAGAAGCUCUCCGCUGGAACUUCUUCCUGUCCACCAGUGACGACAGUUCUACCAGGCUCCCUAUCGACGGCCACGACGGUUUUGCCGGGCGCUCUGUCCUCCGCAACGACCGUCUUACCCGGCACACCGACCUCGGCACCGACUUCGGCCACCGAUAUUGACCUUGAGCAGAGUCCAAGCCCGCCGUAUCGCACCGGAAGAGUCAACGAACCACCGGACACCGACUAUGGCGACAGUUCCGGCUACUCCGGUGCCGAAUUUGUCCCGGGACAAGCAACCGGACACACUCAUUAUCUCACGACGGGUUACGGGCCGCAGGGGAAUAACAGCGGCAACAAUCACGCGGAGGGAUCGUACUAUCCAACGGAAUUGUUCUACCAGUAUGGAGGAAUGCAUCACGAAGUGAUGCCAUCGAUGCAACAACAGCAGCAGCAUCAACAGCAACAAUCGCAGGCUCACUCGCAUCUGAUCCAUCACACGGUACCAACAACGAUCCAACAGCAGCAACACAGCCCGCAACAGAACCACCAACAGCAACAACAGAGGCCAUUUUCAGCCUCAUCGAGUUCCUGCGGUAGUUCGGAUGCCUCGGACGUUCACCUGCCGAGUCCGUUGGGUCUCCACUCACUUCCGACCGGUUAUCCAGGCCAGCACCACCUCCUCGAUUCCUCCUCCUCGUCGGCCAGCCUCGCCGACGGCAGCGUAAUGUUUCCGAGUUGCGGUUUCAACAACAACAACAACAACAACAGCAGCAGCUACGCGACGGCGACGACGACGACGAGCCUCGCCCACCAGGAAAACACCUCCUAUCCAGUCCACCCUGCACAUCACAACCCCCGGCAAUCCCACCCCCAUCCCCACCCCCACCCUCACCCUCACCUUCACCCCCAGGCGCAUCACCACCCCCAACACCACCACCAUCACCACCAUCACCACUCGCUCGAGCACCUCGACGCUCCUCCGGCUGGGUACACCAGCGUCAUUGUCGACACCCAGCAGUACAGUCCUGGACAGUCGGCCCACACCGUUUCUACGGCAAACGGAACCCCGCCGCUGACCUCUCAUCAGCAUCACCACGAGGUUCACCACCAGUUUGUUCACUGACGUUCGCUCCAAGGGCCGACUUAGCGAGCCGUAACUCAUCCUCGAUCCGUAAUCCCGGAACUUUGACGACGAUCGCAAUCGUUGGAUCAAAUGACAGGUGUCGGGUCCAUCCUGUCGGUCAAGACGAGAACCGUGAAUGACAGCUCGUGCUGGUCGCGAGUUUUAUCGGUAUUUUUUUUAUUAUACACGCCGUGUCGUCGCCGUGUUGAAAUUUAUAUUUUAUUUACCUUCGUCGUGAAUGGUGAGCGCCGAUUGAAACAAUCGUCGACGAUGUCGCUAAAUUAACUUUAAUCGAAUAAAAAAAAUUUUUUUUUUUUUUAAACGAACGCAUCGCGUCUCGCAAAUUAUCGCUGCGCGUGUAAAUAUGAUACAUUACAUAUAUAUAUAUAAACGAUGCGAUGACAUUGUUAGGUACCUAGAUAUUAUAAAUACAAAAUUAAUGUCAACAAAGUCGAAACGAGUAUCUGGUCGCCGUUAUGGCCCUAAGUUAUACGUAUACUUCAAUACAGACUUGUUAAGUGUUGAUUUCAGAAUACUGAUAACGGUAUUGUAAAUAUUAUACAUACAUAAAAUAUAAAACAGAUAAUAUGCGUGUAAGUAUAACGUAACUGGUUAUAAUACGUAGUUCGAAACAGUUUAAUAUAUAUAUAUAUAUGUAUAUUGUAAGGAAUAAAUUGACGAAUGAACGAAUUAAUUCAGGAUGAGUGUAAAUGAUUUAUGUAUAUUAUCUAAUAUAGCUGAUAAUGUUGAAAUAAAUAUAAUAUGUAUUACGCGUUAGAAAGUGUGUGUAUAUCUUGAAUUAUAUAGACCCGAAGACUGACCGGUGCUCGUGCCAACCGACCAAAGAUAUAUGCGCCCAUUUAUUCACCCGUACAAUUAUGAAGACUAGAUCGUUGUAUUCAAUUAAUUUUACUUGAUUACACCAUUAUGCAAUGUGUGUGCGUACGUACAUGCAUUGCAAAGGUUGAAAUUUAAAGAAAAUAGAGAAGAGAAAAAAUUCACCCUGGUGAAAAAACUUGUAAUACGUGUAAUAAUAUAUAAUGUAAAUAGCGUAUCUCAAAGGCACACGAUUCUCUAUCAUAUAAAUACGUGUAAAAUAUAUAAACAUAUUAUAUAUACAUAUAUAUAUAUAUAUAUGUACGUAGGUAUAAUAACGAUAUUGUUACGAAGUAUUUUAAUAUAAUACCAAUAAUAAUCACGAUAAUAAUUAUGAUAAAAAUAAUAUUAACGUAGUACGACUUAAUAACAAUGAUAACAAUAAUUAUGUAACGACAUUAAUAACAGCGAUAAUUAUACAGAACAUUAUUUGUCUGGUAAUUACAUAUCUUUGUUUGUUUGAUUUAACUUUAGCGUUCGUCGUGUAAAUAAAUUACUUAGUUAUGUCACACGUCCUUUGCGCGUAUGUGUAUUUGUAUAGAUAUAAAAAUAAGCGUGUUCGUAGAACGAAAUGGCAAGUUUAAAAGCAACGUCGAACAUAUUUUGGUUUUUGAUUUGAGUUUUAAAAAAAAGAAAAAAAGAAGAAAUGUACGUACAGCGGGAGUAAAGAAAAUAAUGACAACGUUUCAAAAUGAAAAAGUGACGCUCGAUUGUAUUGAACUUGGGAUUUUUUCAAAUUGUGUAUUCGAAAAUGUUAAUUUCAUGUUUUCAACUUUAUGUUACACGGGCGAAAUGAAUAACAAACACGCAUUGCAUGUGUUAUAUAAUAUACGCGUAACGUAUUUAUUUAUAAAUAUAUACAUAUGACAUAUUAAUUAAUAUAAAAAUUGAUUGAAUAAAUAAAUAAAUGAAUAAUUAUGUAUCAUAUACACACAUAUUUACGAGUGCGAAAUAUUCGUUAUGUAAUGUUGAUACGAAGUAUUGUAUACAUAUAUUAUAUAUAUAAUAUAUAUAUAUAUAUAUAUAUUAUAUAAAUAUAAUUUAAGCUCUGUAUAUAUUGUAAAACUACAGCGCUGCACGGUAAAGCCCCAGACAUAUAAAAAAAAAGACUACCACGUACACACGCACA